Molecule: messenger RNA, 771 nt
Organism: Aspergillus calidoustus
Lineage: Eukaryota; Fungi; Ascomycota; Eurotiomycetes; Eurotiales; Aspergillaceae
Source: the annotation of a GenBank genome assembly
AUGAAGGCUAGGGGAAUGAACGUUUCACGAUCAGAAUUGCCGCAGGAUAUUGGAAUGCUGCCAGGGACGUUUAUUCGGCCGUUAUGGGGAGAUUUACCCUCCAUCUUUAAACAACCUAAGGAAAGACUACACUUUGAAUGGUUGUGGUUGAAGUCGUGGUUCCAAAACUUCACUGCCCUUUUUUACUUCAGUAAGUUUAAGGGGAAUUCGCAGCCAUUACUGUUGAAAGAGCGACGGCAAAUAGCUCUCAAGCUUCACAAACAGAUGUACACCGCAUACGCCAACGGAGACGCAAAGACAAUUCGCAAAAUCUGCUGCACUGGCCUUGCAAACGACCUCACCCGCCGCAUUUCGACGCGUCCUCAAGGCGAAAAAGUCACCUGGUCCUUGGAUAAAUACAUCCGCGGCCCGUCAACCCUGUUCACCGGAAUUCGCGUUUUGGCAGAUCGCCUAACUGAGAUCCCCGAGCUUCCGAAUUCCAGCGUCCGUCAGGUCACUGUGCGCAUCACGAGUCGGCAGUCGACAGGCAAAAUCCAGCAACAGAAACCCGGCGCCAAAGAUGUAGCCGAGCAACCGCCCACCAAGUCGCGGGACUGUACCGAAUAUAUCGUUAUUCAGAAAUUCAAGUGGAUGGGUGAGGAAGACCAGUGGCGCAUUUGGGGCCAGACUACGGCAACAACCAUCGAGGAUCUUGACAGUCCUUUCUUUGCUAUGGGGGUUUCACUUGCAGAUCGAUACGAGGCUAUGAAGGAUUCUAUGGGCCGCCGGUGA